GUUCCUGCGCUCGCCUCCUCUGCUGACGCUCAGCUCGCGCAGCGGGGGGACGUGUGCACACGACGCGCUGCCGUCCAACGCGUUCGUGCUGAUCCGCACGCAAACGCAGGCGAGCUGUCGUGCGGGCGGUGUGGAACGCGCCCUCUCUUCGCUGGAAGCAGCAGCAGCAGCUAGAGUUGCUGUCAUGUGAACCAGCUGGACGAACAAGGAAGGCGAUAAAUAACAAACACAACUCCGUCUUUUUGGAUCGAGGUUAUAUCUGGUGAGGGAGCAGGAUGGCGGGGGCAGAGGUUUACACCCCUGCGAACCCCACCUGCAAGAUUAUGACCUUCAGGCCCACCAUGGAGGAAUUCAAGGACUUCAACCAGUACCUGGUCUACAUGGAGUCUCAGGGUGCACACCGCGCAGGCCUGGCUAAGGUGAUUCCUCCUAAAGGCUGGAAGCCCCGGCGUACCUACGACGACAUAGACGAUCUAAUGAUUGAUGCUCCCAUCCAGCAGAUGAUGGCUGGCCAAUCAGGGCUCUUCACACAGUACAACAUCCAGAAGAAGCCGCUCAGCGUGCAGGAGUUCAGGCGAUUAGCCAACAGUGACAUGUACUGCACACCUCGCUACCUGAAUUAUGAAGACCUCGAGAGAAAAUAUUGGAAGAACCUCACUUUUGUAUCGCCUAUAUAUGGUGCUGAUGUCAGUGGCAGCCUCUACGACGAGGACGUGGAGGAGUGGAACAUUGGCCACCUGAACUCCAUCUUGGAUGUCAUUGAGGAGGACUGUGGCGUGUCCAUCCAGGGGGUUAACACCCCGUAUCUGUACUUUGGCAUGUGGAAGACCACCUUCUCCUGGCACACGGAGGAUAUGGACCUGUACAGCAUCAACUACCUGCACUUUGGAGAGCCCAAGUCCUGGUACGCCAUCCCCCCCGAGCACGGGAAGAGACUGGAGCGCCUGGCCACCGGUUUCUUUCCUAACAGCUUCAAGGGCUGUGAGGCUUUUCUUCGUCACAAGAUGACUCUAAUCUCCCCGUCCAUACUUAAGAAGUACGGCAUUCCCUUUGAUAAGAUUACUCAAGAACCUGGAGAGUUCAUGAUCACCUUCCCUUACGGGUACCACGCCGGCUUCAAUCAUGGCUUCAACUGUGCAGAGUCCACCAACUUUGCCACAGUGCGCUGGAUCGACUACGGCAAAGUAGCCACACAGUGCACGUGUAGCAAGGACAUGGUGAAGAUCUCCAUGGAACCCUUCGUGAAGCGCUUUCAUCCCGACCGCUACGCUAACUGGAUGGCGGGCAAAGACUCGGCCCCGCCCGACCACAUACUCGCCACUCCCAGCACAACGCCGGAGCUGCAGAGCUGGUUGCAGAGUCGGCGCAAAACCAAACCUGCCAACAAAAGCUGCACACACUCUCGAAUGCGCUCCAAACGCCUCAGAACCAGCGCGCAGCCCAUCGGCCUGGAUGGCAGCUCGGGUUUGACCGGCACCAAGAGGAAAGCCCUCAGCGGUCCGGCCGGGCCCAAGGUGCGAAGGACUGUGGCGGGGACAAGCUGCAGGGAAGAGGAGGAGAAAGAGAAGAAAAGGGAAGCGCAGUCCAAGCACACCCCGAAUCACUCAUCGGCUCACCUCUCUGGUCCUUGCAGACAGAUGUGUGUGGUCAAGGUAAAUCGCGUAGAGAGUAAUAGUUUGGGACUUUUGAAUACGGAGCCGUCCCAUGACUCCCGCUGCCUCUCCGGUGCCUCCCCUGCUUCAGCACUGACAAAGGACCUAAAGGCGGAGACGGGCGCACGCGACGACCCUCUACGCCGCUCAGGGUCAGGGGUCGCGACUCCUGAAGGUCUCGCACGGACGCAGCCGAAAAAUAACGAGCCCCGGUGCUGCUCUCCUGAACGGCGAGACCUCUGCACCUCUCAGGACUGCUCUGCCGGGGUCUCUCCCCCGGAGGCCGGCACACUGCGCUCACCGUCCCACACAACGGGCUCCUCCGCCGCGGCAGGUUGGGUGAGCUCGCGUCCCGCCGACCUCCGAGCUCCGCCAUCUAGCUCCCCGCGUGGAGCAGAGGCUUCAAGCCGGACGCCAAACACCGACUGCAGCACAAAGACUGGCGCUGAGAGCGACGCUAACGGCAGUGCUAAGGCACAGACCACAGACCCAGUCGGUCACACGCUACACAUAAAUCCACACCGCGCUACAGAAGCAUCCGUGGAGGGCGGUAGUUACACGGCAUGUGGCUCCCUCUCCCCUUCGGGGCACGGUCGCAGUUUGGAGAAAACCGAGGAGAACCUCCCCCCCCCUCUGCUACAAAGGAAUGCAGUGGAUAUGCCCCGACUCACUCUGGAACCGGCAGAUAAGGUCGGCAUCUCCCCGUUGCCCCCCGUGCUGAUCCAGGAGAUGCCGUCGCUCACCCCGGCCGACGACGCGCUCCCCGCCGCCCCGAAGCCGCGCCCGCGUGGCCACCAGGUGGCGCCGGUGCUUCAGCGGGAAACGUCGGCCAGCUGUCCCUCCUCACGCCGAGCGGAGCGGCAGGAGGAAGCCGGCUCCGUGAUGUCAAACCAACCUCUGACCGCAGGGCACGCCGGCCGGCGGCGUUUAGGUUCCCCACAUGACUCCGAUGGGGCGGCAGUGUCGGGUUCAGAAGGGAAAACGGCCCAUUCAACCGCCAACGCGCCGCACAAAACGCCCUCUGGCGGUAUCCGUGAGCCAGCAUUUGCUGCAGAAAAGGGCCGUCCAAAGCUGGGAAAUGUGGACGAGGCUUCGUCCCGCCGGCCCGCUGCAUCCGGUCUGAGCAGCUGUGGCUUCCUUUUAAAUGGCCCCUCAAGCAAUAACGCCGCCGCCUCCUCCUCCUCCUCCUCUCCAUUAUGCACUCAGAGUGACGGUCACCUGGCAUCACGACACCACGCCGCCUACUCCCCUUUGCAUUGUACUUCGGAGAACCCGUACACGGAGCCCAAACCCUUCUCCAGCAGCAUCUGGAAGAACUUCAAUUCCCAGGGUCCCGCAGUGCUCAUCCAGAGUCUGCACCCGGAGCUCCCCUCCGGCUUCAGCCACGACCCCUUGCCUUACACCAUGUGGACCGAACCGCGGUGCAAGGAGGUCACGGACCUGGAGGACGCCGAGCACGCCUUCUGCCAGUCGGGGAGCCGGGAAGACGGAGGCGUGCCUCUCACCUGGGCCCAGCUCGAGCCCACCUCGCUGGUUUCAGUCGGUGCCGUCGAGCCCCCGGGGCUUUGUGGGGAUUUUGACCUCCACAGAGGGGAAGCGGAGGGGUCCGAGGCCCUUUCCCUGUGCAGGGAGCUCGGCGCGCAAAGGGAGGCGGAGCAGAGCCGGCACUCGGGAUCUGCCGUUUCGCCCCUCGGGACGGGAAGGAGACAACGGGACGGUGUGUCUGAUAUGGAAGAAGGGGGGUCUGACGUGGACGAGGCGGAGCACCGAGGUGGGGUCGAGGGAGAGAGCAGUAGUGACUCCUCCAACAACGAGGAGGAGGAAAACGACACGAGCAACUGCGAGUGCGAAGAAUCGGGCCUGGAACCUGGGGAGGUUUGUGCCUACGCUGCGCUGUCAGUGAAGAGGACGACUAAGAGCCGGCGCCACCCACUCAGGAAGCCCACCGCGAGGGCCGUGCCCACUGCCGUCAAGCAGCAGGCUGCCAGUGACGACGAGCCCCCUGACGCAAGCCUGGAAGAGGACGACGAGGAGGAGGAGGGGGACGACGACGAGGACGAGGAGGGAGAGGAGGGGGAGGAAAUGGAGGCGUGGGCGAAACCCCUCAUCUACCUGUGGCAGAACAGGAAGAGCUGCUUCACGGCGGAGAGGGAGUUCAAUGCCCAUGCAGCCACCAUGCGGCCGCACUGUGCCGUGUGCACACUGUUCAGCCCUUAUGAGCAGGCAGAAGACGGCGCAGCUACCGUAGCGAAGGGCUCCUCCUCUCCGUCGGAGGGCCCCGCGCGGCCCUGCAGAGGUCUGAGGCGGACUCGCCCUCUGGUCCCCGAGAUCUGCUUCUCUUUCCGGGAGCAGAACUUUCCCCCAACUCCCACCAACCCGCUGCUGCAGGAAGACGGCACCUCCCCUCUGCUCUACUGCCAGGGCUGUUGCCUGCAAGUCCAUGCAAGUUGCUACGGUGUUGCUGCGGCCGAUCUCAGCGAGCAGUGGUCGUGCGACCGCUGUGCGGAAGGAAGCUUUACGGCAGAAUGCUGUCUGUGUAACCUCAGAGGUGGAGCUCUGAAGAAAACCCAAAGCGACAAAUGGGCCCACGUCAUGUGUGCCGUAGCACUGCCAGAGGCACGGUUCAGCAACGAAGCCAAGAGGAGUCCCAUCGACACCAGUGGGAUCCCCAUGCAGCGGUAUAAACUGAAGUGCAUCUAUUGUGGUGCGCGCGGCUCGGGGAAGCGGCGGCCCGGCGCUUGUGUCCAGUGCUCAUGUGGCCGGUGUCCCACCUCCUUUCACGUGACCUGUGCCCAUGCUGCCGGCGUGAUCAUGGAGCCGGAUGAUUGGCCGUAUGUGGUGUCAAUCACCUGCCAUAGACAUCAAUCACGGAGCUCGGCGGCUAAGCAGCGCGCGUGCCAAGCGCCGGUCUCACUGGGCCAGACGGUAAUCUGCAAGCACAAGAACCUGCGCUACUACAGCUCAAAGGUCACCCAGGUGACCUCCCAGACCUUCUACGAGGUCAUGUUCGAUGACGGCUCCUUCUCCAACGAUACCUACCCCGAGGAUAUAGUGAGCAGAGACUGCAUGGACUUGGGGCCUCCAGAAGUGGGGGAAGCUGUUCAGGUGAAGUGGCCCGACGGGCUGUUCUACGGGGCCAAAUACCUGGGAUCCAACGUAUCGCACAUGUAUCAGGUGGAGUUUGAGGACGGGUCUCAGGUUCUGGCAAAAAGAGAAGACGUCUACACUGUAGAGGAAGACCUGCCUAAAAAGGUGAAACGUAGACUUUCCAGCGCCUCAAGCAUGCGUUUCCAGGACGCCUUCUUCACCACGCAGGGCGAGAGGAAGCGGCAGAGAACCCCCAAUUCCCGCUUCCAGAAGGACUACGUGGCCCUGCCGGGCCUCCGCGGGGCGGCCAAGAGCUCGUGGGAGCAGCGCGGCCACAAGGGGAAUUGAAGUCUGGGCGAAGCAGUGGAUGUGUGCGUCUGCGUGCGUGUUGUCCGAUCCCCACGUGGCUGCUGGUGGAAUGGGGCGAGUGGGGUCUGAGGGAUGACGUCAUGGGUACGUCAUACAGCGAUUGUGAUUGGCCGGCGAGGAGAGCGUCGCCUCGUGCCGUCACAUCAGGGAAAAUAAACGCAACCUUUUCUUUUUUUUUUUAAACGACAAACUUUUUUUCUUUGUACAUGAAAAUAUUCAAAGGGGAGAUUUUUCUAAAUGGCUCGCCCACGGUAGCUUUUUUUGGGGGGGGGGGCUGUGCUAUUUUCAGAACUGAGUUAGAAUGUUUAUGCACUUUGCUUUAGUCUGUUCCCCUCCUGUCUUACUGUUGGUCACCGCAUGUUCCACAUUAUGUCCUGACUGCUCCUGCUGGAGUCCAAUGACACUACGAUGGCUUCCUCGCUUCCUUCACCCACAUGGACGAAAUGUAGUAAUUAUGUAACUUGUUAUUGAAAAAAUUAAUUUUUGCUGAGUUUAAGAGAAACCAAAUAUCAAUCAUGUCAAUCCCCUCCUAAGGUGAAAGAUUCAGGCAGGAAGCCACAACUUUGUGUUGGACUCGUGAAAUGCUACUGUCGUUCCAAUGAAUGAAACAUUGUCGAAAUUAUUUAAAAUUUGUAUUUAUUUUUGGCUUGCCAUAGUUAAACUAUUGCUAACUGCUGUAAUGAAAACAAUAAAAGUGUUUUUUUUCAUGA
This is a messenger RNA of Gasterosteus aculeatus aculeatus (three-spined stickleback), 5818 nucleotides long. Its product is annotated as lysine-specific demethylase 4C. Gene Ontology annotation, biological process: chromatin remodeling; regulation of gene expression. The record is from RefSeq and is a predicted model, not a curated record. Gene Ontology annotation, molecular function: histone H3K9 demethylase activity; histone H3K36 demethylase activity. Gene Ontology annotation, cellular component: chromatin; nucleus. Lineage: Eukaryota; Metazoa; Chordata; Actinopteri; Perciformes; Gasterosteidae.